AGGCCAUUCUCACGUCGCGUGCUUUCAUUUUGUUAGACACAAUAUAAAACUAUAGCCUUUUAAUUAGGGUAUUAACAUUUUUCUCAACUACCAACUGUUUCGGUCUUAACGUCAUUCCUAAACCGGGUUUAGUUGGUGCCAGUGGCGUUAGUUAAAAAGCUAGCUUUACUUAAACAAAGAGGUAACGUUAAUAGCAUAACACAAGUAGCCUAUCAGAGCUUGAACGUUAGCUAGAUCUGCCCCUGUUUUGACAAGCGUUUCCUCUUUCACUUCAACCACAUGCUGAUACUACAGACACAGCAUUGCACACACACACACUCGCACUGCUCGCUGAACAGAUAAGCCACAGACACAUCCUCUUGUAGCAGCCUGCUGUAACGUUAUAAAGCUCCACAUCUCUGCCAGCCUUUAACAGCUGCUUCACACAUAGGCUACACGCCAGAGGAGGAACUCGGGAUCAGUCUUAUUUGAACAAUUCCGACGUGGAAAAAGGAGGAUGGAGCAAUUUAAGAUGUCCCACUGGAUUGUGUGACUAAUGGCUUAUUUUACAUUUUAUGAGUCACGGUUUAAGUUUCGACUAUUUUCAUAAUUGAACCACUGAGGGUGUGUCUGGGACGGCCACUGUUACUACUACGGCAUGCAGGAUGGGCCAAACUCGCUCGGAUCUAUCGCACGCCAGAGCCACCCCAGGCAAAGCGAAGUGGAAAGCAGGCGAAACAGCCCACCGACUCCGUCUCUGCGGAUCUAGGAGCGGAGAGAAGCGACGGGGUGACCAGUUGAACAGGAAUCCGAUGAAAAAUAAAGUGCUAUCGUGUCUGGGAAGGAGAAAGCGAGACUCCAGCCAAACAGAAGCGGAUUUAGGUUGCGGAAACGGAGCCGGAGAUCCAGCAUCGCGCCGCGAUCACCGAGUAGGAAAGUUGCCGAGGGACGAGGUUGUCUCGGCGGGUGAGGAACAUCGAGCAUCCCCGGGUUGUUUUGAGUCACCAUCCGGCGUCGACGAUAAUGUCGAAGCUAUCCAACACGCCGUGAACCGAGAGGCAGCGGCUGGGUCGUCCGAUGCGUCAGGUUUGGAAACGCGGACCGGUGAAGUCAGCGGUGCUGGUAGCGAAGAGCCGAAACACGAGCGAGAGGACAAUGCCUCGGAACCUCCGACGAGGGCCAUGGAAGAUCAGCCGCUGGGGGGAAACUACCAGCAUCGUAUUGUGACUGAGGCUCGUGAAUUAACGGGGACUAGUCUGAGUUCAGCCCCGCUGCUCACCUCUGACCCCGACACUGAGCGGACUUUCUCUAGCUUGUCCCCAGAUCAACAUUUGGACAGUGGACUGUCGGUAACAGGCGAUCACGCUGAGGCUAAACUGACAAAAAGUGAGUGCAGUACCGUCUCACGUGGGCCCAAAGCAGCCGGUGACCAAAACAAAUGCUGUCCAUUUGAAAGUGAGAGUCUAAAAGAUUCUGAUCAGGCUCCACGGGGUCCCCCAGGAGGCCAACGUUUCCCAGGAACCAUACCGAAACUCAUCAUAACUAGAGACCCCAGUCCGACCCGCUCUCAGGACACAUCGGCCCUGCUGACCGUCCGAACGGAGCUCGGCACCGGCUCGUGUCUGGAUCCUCAGCCAGAUGACGAGUCCCCCUGCUCGGACAGCGGCUGCGGAGGGUCCCCUGCGCUGAUGCGCUCACCGAGGAAGCUGUCCAACUCCUCCUCCAUCGGUCUGUCCUCCGCCUCGUCCUUCGAGGAGUCCGAGGACGACUUCACUGGGAGCGACAUCGAGUCCAGUCUGUCUCCGGCCCGGUCUUUGUGUAGCCCGGACGAUGGCACAGGGAAUAAGUCCUGGCAGAAAUUGAAGACCAUGGUCCACUGGUCCCCCUUCGUCGUGUCCUUCAAGAAGCGUUACCCAUGGGUGCAGCUCGCUGGUCACGCAGGUAACUUCCAGGCUGGGGAGUAUGGACGCUUGUUGAAGCGAUACUGCGAGUGUGAGCAGCAGUGCCUACAGAAGCUGAUGAAGGACACUCUGCGCCCCUAUGUACCUGGUUAUUAUGGGGUAGUACAGAGAGACGAGCAGGACUAUAACCUGAUGGAUGACCUGCUGGCUGACUUUGACUCGCCCUCUAUCAUGGACUGUAAGAUGGGCAGCAGGACGUACUUGGAGGAGGAGCUGAUAAAAGCCAGAGAGCGUCCACGUUUGCGGAAGGACAUGUACGAGAAGAUGGUGGCAGUGGACCCCGGGGCCCCCACAGAGCAGGAGAGGGCCCAGCAGGGAGUCCUCAAACCCAGAUACAUGCAGUGGAGGGAGACGCUCAGCUCCACAGCCACCCUGGGCUUCCGCAUCGAAGGCAUUAAGAAGUCUGAUGGAACUUGUAACACCAACUUUAAGAAGACGAAGCACAGGGAGCAGGUGAUGCAGGCCUUGAAGGACUUUGUAGCUGGCAACACUAAGAUUCUGAAACUCUACCUGCAGCAGUUGGAGGAACUCCGAUCCGUCCUUGAGCAGUCUCACUUCUUCAGGACACAUGAGGUCGUCGGCAGCUCUCUGCUGUUUGUGCACGACGCCUCGGGGAAUGCCAGAGUGUGGAUGAUCGACUUUGGGAAGACGGUUCCCCUGCAGGCCCCUCUGACCCUGGACCACAGGACCCCCUGGAUGGAGGGCAACAGGGAGGAUGGCUACCUGUGGGGACUGGACAACCUCAUAGACAUCUUCAACAGUAUGCUGCCACAGACACCUUGAGCGAGGGACUCCGAAGACUCCAAUGAAACAUUGGUCCAUGUCCAGAUGGUGGAAGAGAUACAAGAUCAGGAGAGUUUGGAGAAAAGAAUAAAAGAUUACACAACCUGAGACUGACAGAGGAAGGAUUAGAAGAGGGCCACCGGUUUGAUUUUUAUGACCCACACAAUGAUCCAAAUGUCUUUUAUUCCGUGUUGCUUGUACUUAAGAAGAGGAUGAACGAAGGCAAGCCCUUGAUUUCUUUUGCAAAGUGUAGGAUGACGACUUUAUGCUUAAUGCUCCGUUUGUGGGACAGAUGAUGUGUGUUGAGGCAAACGGUAGUAGGAAGAGAAAGAGGGAGAAUUGAAUACAGAAUUGUAACUUUUGUUACAUGGGACUAUGGAGAGUACAGUCCUCUGAAUUCAUGGACCUCUGACAGUCCCUUUUUCUACAAAGGCACACAUUCAACAUUGCUCAUCUCCCUCCUCAACUUCUCCCUCUGUUGGUUAGAGUUGCACUCAGCACUCUUGCAACCAUGAAGUUGAUUCAGAGGUAUAAAACAUUUUCACGCAGCCUUCAAGGAGCAUUGGGUAACGGGAGUUUAAUUCUUGUCAUGGACCACUUUUGAUGUUUAGGUAUACAGUAAACACUAAAACACUGAUCGGACCACAUGUUAACUCACUCAGUGUGUAAAAACAUUUUUAUUUAAUUUUUGUUUGGCCAUGGUAUACCCUCCUUACUUUGUUUGUUUGUACAAUUUAUGUGCCUAGAGCUGUUUGAUCAUUCCAGUGCAGUGGAUUAUUUUUCUUCCAAAGAGGUCACCCAAGUGUAAACUGAUUUACAAUAUAAUCCCAAAGUUUAACUUCUUGCCGAAAAGCAUUUUCUAAAUUUGGAUUUUUGUAUGAUAAUGCAGUGAAAGUUUUUUUUUCUUCUCUUCCUCUUUUAACUGUGCAGUAAUCAGCUUGGCAGCCAUGUUUUGUCUGGAAUUUGUUGCACUAUGGAUCCUCACAAAGCCAUUGAACAAAUCAGGCGGUGCCUUUGUGUGUUAAGAAUGGGGAGCAGCAGUCAAGUAUUGGGUUUACAGAUGCAGACAUGUAGAAGUUUAUAACAUGAAUUUAAUUUGUUAUCACUUCUCUCUGAUCAGUGUUGCUUUAGAUGAUGAGAUUGCUUCAGUUGCUUGCAGCAACGCAGUGAUGUAACGGUCGAAAUGAAACUGGAGUUAGCCUACCUGAUUAAACUGCAGUCUGUGAGGCUUUUGGGAGGUUUCACUUAUGUUCCAACUUAAAGGCCGGCUACACACUGGCUGCGUGGCGUGUCAGUUUUUAUUUCGGCUCCCAUGUUAACAGGUUAGAACUUGCACACUGCCUGCGUAACACGCACGUCUCAGGUGCCUCGAGCCGUGCCGGAAAUGCGUUUUUGAUGUUUGAAAGUCUGUAAGUUUUGACAUAAAUGCAGAUAUAAAUGUAAUAAAAAAAAAAAAAUUUGAUUUUCAAA
This is a messenger RNA of Perca fluviatilis (European perch), 4193 nucleotides long. RefSeq names its product inositol-trisphosphate 3-kinase Cb (gene itpkcb). Gene Ontology annotation, molecular function: inositol tetrakisphosphate kinase activity; inositol-1,4,5-trisphosphate 3-kinase activity. Gene Ontology annotation, biological process: inositol phosphate biosynthetic process. Gene Ontology annotation, cellular component: cytoplasm; nucleus. The transcript is spliced from 8 exons. The coding region runs from base 645 to 2723 and encodes 692 amino acids. NCBI's taxonomy places the organism in Eukaryota, Metazoa, Chordata, Actinopteri, Perciformes, Percidae. The record is from RefSeq and is a predicted model, not a curated record.